CGUGUUUUUGAACUGUAAUGAUUUCAUUAAUGAUUGUAGUACAACAUAAUCCUUGCUACAUAACCGAGGCGACGGAGACAGAUUUGCAUGCUAAAUGCAACGUUAGCUUUGAAUAAAUCCAAUAAAUAAUGUGCUGUUUUGUAGCUAGCUAAUGUUAUACGCAAAUAUUUAUGCAUUUUCAACAUGCUUCCGUUCUGUAUGUGAACAUUUACAGCCCACGGAGUUAACUUGCUAGCUAAGCUAACUAGCUAGUCAACUGUCCAGCUAGCUAGUUACCUAAUGUAAUACCUGUGCCUUAUCUCAAGCUAGCUAACGUUAGCUGUGUAGCUAGCAACAGUAAAGCUAGCGAACAACAAAGAAAACACAUCAAGAUGUCCUUCAACAAAUCUAACGUUAUGUAGCCCAUUUUGUUAAUUACAAGAAAUAUUGUCCAAAUCAAAUGUUUUGGUCACAUUCAAAUAUUUAGCAGAUGUUAUUGCGGGUGUAGCGAAAUGUUUGUACUCCAACUGAAUGAUAUCUUGAUGAUGUACCCGCCUCAGCUGAAUCAUUAAAUUUGGCUACAAUCCUGAGGGACAAGAACCGGAAAACACAUGAACGCUCGUGUUCCACAUGUCCGCUGAAAUGGAAGGACUGUGACUAACUGACCAUGGAGUACACCACCGCCACCACCUCAACAGGGGAGCAGAUAGUCGUGCAGACGUCCAACGGACAGAUCCAACAACAGGUCCAAGGCCAGCCCCUGGUGGUGCAGGUGAGCGGAGGGCAGCUGAUCACAUCGUCAGGGCAACCCAUCAUGGUGCAGGCUAUGGGGGGGGGACAGGGACAGACCAUCAUGCAGGUGCCUGUGUCUGGAGGACAGGGACUACAACAGAUCCAGCUACAGGGUGGACAGCAGAUCCAGCUGCAGAACGGUCAGACGAUCCAUCUAGGGGGACAGCAGAUCCAGCUGCAGAACGGCCAGAUGUUACAACUAGGGGGACAGCAGGGUCAACCCCAACAGAUCAUCAUCCAACAGCCACAACAAACCAUCACAGCCGGACAGAACCAGGGCCAGCAGAUUCAGUUGCAGCAGGGCCAGCAGAUCCAGUUGCAGCAGGGCCAGCAGAUUCAGUUGCAGCAGGGCCAGCAGCUUGCGCAGACAGCUGAUGGACAGACCAUCGUCUACCAGCCAGUCAACGCAGAUGGCACCGUCCUGCAACAGGGAAUGAUCACCAUCCCAGCAGGCAGCCUGGCGGGGGCCCAAAUGGUACAGACAGGGGGUGCCAACACCACCACUACCAACAGUGGACAGCAGGGCACUGUGACCGUCACCCUGCCAGUCUCAGGCAACAUGAUGAACGCUGGUGGCAUGGUCAUGAUGAUGCCUAGCGGGGGUGCGGUUCCUGCUAUGCAGCGUAUCCCUCUACCUGGGGCUGAGAUGUUAGAGGAGGAACCGCUGUACGUCAACGCUAAACAGUACCAUCGCAUCCUGAAGAGAAGACAGGCCCGCGCCAAGCUGGAGGCAGAGGGCAAGAUCCCCAAGGAGAGGAGGAAAUAUCUGCAUGAGUCCCGUCACCGCCACGCCAUGCAGCGCAAGAGGGGAGACGGAGGACGCUUCUUCUCUCCCAAGGAGAGGGAGGAGAUGGCCCUGGCCCUGGCCCAGCAACAGGCAGAGCUGGCCGCCCAGGCAGGAGAAGACUCUGUAGCCCAGAUGGUCCGUGUUUCGUAGCAUUCUACACCCCGACAAUGUCUUCCUCCGUAUAUACACCUCUCGCUAAGCUUGGCCGAUAUACCGUAUACCGGGGUAUUUACAAAUACCGACAGUAUGAUUUUCAAUACCGUUUAAAAAAAGAAAAUCCUAAUAUUUUUGUUCGGGGGUGCGUGCUACACCACUGCUUAGAAAUCUAAAAUGUGUCAUAAAAAGGAUAUCCUGUACAGGGCUCCAGCUAUGCAUUUGGUUUGUUGCUAACUUGCUCGCUAAGUGGCUAGAUGUCAAGAUCAAGCUUCUUGGUUACUGCAAAGAGAGUCAAUCUCAUCCUGGAUCAAGAACCCUCAACCCUCUUGCCUAAAUUGUUUAGUUUAUUGUGUAAUAUUAUAUAUAUAUAUAUAUAUAUAUAUAUAUAUAUAUAUAUAAUUUUAAUAGCUCCCCUUAUGUGCAUUUCCAGUAAUACCCGGUAUGGUACAGAAACAGUGUGACAUUAUGAAAAUCUUGAUACUGCCCAACCUUACCCCUCGCCCAUAUAAGGCUCUGCCUGUAUUCUAUGACUGGGAUUUCUCCAUGAUGGGUCACUAUGAAUGAACUUUAACCCUUGACCUUUUACUGGAACUGUUGUGCUGUGUUCUGGAAACCAAUACUAUGGUUACAACUAUGAGAUGUUUUACCUUCAUAAAACCCUGGUCGAUGUCUUCAUGUUUGCUGAAGCAGUCAUAACUGAAGGUAGUUAGUAGCAGAAUACAUUUCGUUGGUCUUACAGGAGCUUAUUUUUUUUGGUGUAUUUUACUGAAGCAAAGACUGACAGCUGAAUUUGUAAACAGAGUCAAAAUGAUGGUCGUUAUUUUGUAUGUAUGUAUCUUGUUUGUUGAAACAUGUAACAUUAUAGAAGCCUUGGUCCAUAGGAAUUCUCAACUCCGAUAUUGACAUACUAAAUGAAAAUGGAUAUUUGUUAGAAUGUUUUUGGAAGCACUUCUCAUAGAAAAACAGAGAGGAGAAUUGAAAUUUCAGUUUACUUCCUGAAUUGAAAUGGAAUUGACCCCAACACUACUUUUUAGAAGGGUUUUCAAUAUCCAGUCCCCAGUUGUUUGUACAGGGAAUGUGUUUUAUACAACCUUCUCCAUGAUAAAAACUAGAUGUUUGUUGUGAGAUAGACAGCACAUGUAUGUUGCAUUGAUGUCUGACUACCCAUGUACUUUGUCUGUUUAACUCUACGGGGAUCUUUAUUUGAGGACCAUACAUUUCUUUUUUGUGGUUUACAACCAUUGUUUGACUGAACUCUUGUGUAACAAUCUGUUAAUUAAAUUGUAUUAGGUUCACUUUG
Messenger RNA from Salvelinus namaycush (lake trout), 3014 nucleotides. RefSeq names its product nuclear transcription factor Y subunit alpha-like. Gene Ontology annotation, molecular function: DNA-binding transcription factor activity, RNA polymerase II-specific; RNA polymerase II cis-regulatory region sequence-specific DNA binding. Lineage: Eukaryota; Metazoa; Chordata; Actinopteri; Salmoniformes; Salmonidae. The transcript has 9 exons. The record is from RefSeq and is a predicted model, not a curated record. Gene Ontology annotation, biological process: regulation of transcription by RNA polymerase II. Gene Ontology annotation, cellular component: CCAAT-binding factor complex. Bases 647 to 1708 code for a protein of 353 amino acids.